Culicoides brevitarsis is the source of this 1517-nucleotide messenger RNA. Its product is annotated as leucine carboxyl methyltransferase 1. The coding region runs from base 85 to 1086 and encodes 333 amino acids. Gene Ontology annotation, molecular function: protein C-terminal leucine carboxyl O-methyltransferase activity. The record is from RefSeq and is a predicted model, not a curated record. NCBI's taxonomy places the organism in Eukaryota, Metazoa, Arthropoda, Insecta, Diptera, Ceratopogonidae. Gene Ontology annotation, cellular component: cytosol. The transcript is spliced from 4 exons. Gene Ontology annotation, biological process: C-terminal protein methylation.
AAAAAUCAAAACAAUCAGUGCCCCUUGAGAUAAAAAGGUCCCCGAAUCACCUGCAAAAUCCACAGAAAUCCGCUUUGUUCAAUUAUGGAGCACUCUUCGUUCAUGGGACAAGAUGAGGGUGUCAUGAACACGAAUGACGACGCGUCAGAAUGCAAAAAAUCCGCCGUUUUCCGUGGCUACUAUCGCGACGAGUACAUCAGUUAUUUCGUGAAAAAUCCGGAUCGGAAGGCGCCCGAAAUCAACAGAGGCUAUUAUGCGCGCGUCAAAGGUGUCGAAAUGUGCAUCGAGCGUUUCCUGAAGAAAACUGGAGACAAGUGUCAAUUUAUUAACUUGGGAUGCGGCUUCGACACACUUUUCUUCCGAUUGAGGGAUGCUGGACAUGCCAUACAGAAUUUCGUAGAAGUAGAUUUCCCAUCGGUCACCUCACGAAAGUGCUAUCAGAUAAAACGGAACAAAUCCUUGUUGGAAAAAAUUCACAGUGAAGAUGACGAAGUUCGCUUAUCGUCGACAGAUUUGCAUGCGGGCAACUACCACAUUGUCGGCGUCGACUUGCGAAACAUCGACGAGCUCGCCAACAAGUUGCAACAAUCCGAAAUUGACUUUGCUGUGCCAACAAUUUUCCUCGCCGAAUGCGUGCUCGUGUACAUUGAACCACAAAAUUCUUCCAACCUGCUCACGUGGAUCGCCUCGAACUUCAAGUCUGCCGUUUUCGUCAACUACGAACAAGUUAACAUGAACGAUCGCUUCGGCGAAGUAAUGUUGCAAAAUUUACGGAGUCGCGGAUGCAGUUUGGCGGGCGUCGAGGCAUGUCUGACGCUCGAUACGCAAGUUGCGCGCUUCCUCAGCUCAAAUUGGACCGGCGCACGGGCCUGGGACAUGGUAAAAGUCUACAAUAGCAUACCGGCGCAAGAACGACAGCGAAUUGAGAAACUCGAGAUGCUCGAUGAGGGAGAAUUGCUGGUGCAGCUCUUCCAGCAUUACUGUAUUGCCAUCGCUUGGCUCGGCGAACUCUUUCAGGAUGUCGAUGAAUGCUUCAAAAUCGUUGAACGAAGACUAUCAUCGAUUAAAUUAAAUGCACCGAACUAAAAAAAAAUGAAAAAAUGUGCCAGCCAGCCAAUUAAUGAUGAAAAAAUAGUCAUUUUAUCAGUAAAAAUAUAAAAAUAUCGAUAAUCUUCAAUUUUAAAAAGGUUGUUAAAUGUACUUAUAAAGCUUCGGUUUUCACUUUGUUCGCACAUAACGAAGUCCUGUGCGAAAAACGUGCUUUUAAGAUGAUUUUUGUCAAUUUUUUUCCUUUCGUUCCUAAUAUCUUCUAGUUAAACACAUCAUGAGUCGCUAAAAAUGACAAAAAGAAAGCAAAAAAAAAAAUAUUUAAUGUAAACUCUUGUGAUUGAAAAAAAAAACAAAAAAAAAUUAACUUAUAAAAAAAAAUACCAAAUUGUAAUUAAAAUAAAAAUAAAUAAAAGUAUUUUGAUUGUAGUGUUAGAUGGAUUCAAAUAGAUGUAGCGAAAAGUGACAAG